AAAUAUCAGUGCGUCUCCAGUGCUGUCUUAUGAACUCAUGCCGCGCAUCAGCUGCUUGUAGACCGGACUGUUUCCGUGGAGCUGACGGCAAUCUGCUCACGCUACAGGACCCUGUGAAGGAGGACAGUUUCCACCCAUUUCAUCAUCAUCUUGGAAAUCAAGGUGAGGUGCCUUUAAACUCUGGACCAAACCAACAGUGCUGAAAAAAAAAUGAAGAUCAGUGUUGCUUUUAUCGUAGUAGCUGUUCUUCACAUCACUCAGGCUGUUUGUCCAGAUAAGAUACCUGGACUACAACCUUGGACUCCCGGUCACAAUGAAGCCCACAGAGUCACCAUCGGUUACGGCCGCAAAGUCCUCCUCACCUCAUCCGCGACCGUCCAUUCCAUCGAGAUCCUCAAUGGAGGGAAGCUUGUGAUCGCUGAUUCCAGUCGACCCAUUUUUCUACGGGCUAAGCACAUCCUCAUCGGGAACAAGGGUGAACUUCACAUCGGCAGUCCAGAAUGCCCUUACAAAGGCAACCUCACAAUAUCUCUCUUUGGCAGGUCUGAUGACAGCGAGGUCGACCACAGUUAUUUUGGACGCAAGUACAUUGGCGUAGGAACCGGAGGAACUUUGGAGAUUCAUGGCAAAAAGAAACUGUCCUGGACUUUCCUGAACAAAACCCUUCAUCCUGGGCAGGGUAAUGAGAACAGCUACCGUUUAGAAAGGAGCUGGGGCAACAGAGGCAUCAUCAUUCACGUUAUCAACCCCAAGACCGGAGAUGUGCUGCACACUGAUAGGUUUGACACAUAUAGGAGUAAGGACGAGAGCAGACGACUGGCCCAGUAUGUAGACAAGGUGGAAACUGGGCAGAUCUUGGCUAUGGUGGUUAAUGACGAAGGAUCCAACAACCUGGAGGAUCUGGCUAAAAAGGCUGUGACUAAGCUGGGUAGCCAACACUUCCAUCGACUCGGAUUCCGGCAUCCGUGGAGUUUUAUUACAGUCAAAGGGGACGCGUCCUCAGCGGUCGAGGAUCAUGCCGUCUAUCAGGGAACCAAGGCUUCGUCUGAGGCCAGGAGCUCUCGGGUCUUUCACUCAGGUUACGGAGAGCAUUUCACCAUCACCACCAUCAGUCAGUGGGUUCAAGAGGCCGAAUGGACUGAAUGGUUUGACCGCGACGACGAGAGGGGGUCAGGUGACUGGGAGAAACUGACUGACCUCCACAAAGCUUUUCCAGAGCGUCUGUGCAGUAACCCUCUAGAUAUUGAGGCUGAAACUCUUGACGGCAUCCCUGCCAACAUGACAGGAGAAGUCUUCUCCAAGUUUGACAGAAACUAUGGCUUUGUGUGCCUCAACAAAGAGCAGGUGGAUGGGAUUUGCCACAACUACCAUGUGCGUUUCCUGUGCGGCAAACUCGUGCGUCCACAGGCCUCCAUCUCUAUAGAUACCUUGUCGAACUGCAGUAUUCUGGAGCUCGCGGAUGAACCCCAGGGUUGGACAUUCGGCGACAGGAUUGUGGUGGCCAGCACAGAUUACUCCAUGCACCAGGCUGAGGAGUUCAGCAUCUUGCCUUGUCCUUCCUGCACGAGGAACCAGAUCAAAGUGGAAGGUAAACCUGCGUACCUGCACAUCGGAGAGGAGGUGGAUGGUGUGGACAUGCGGGCAGAGGUCGGACUGCUGACUCGCAACAUUUUGAUCAGAGGGGAGAUGGAGCCGACCUGUUACGGCAAUGAAGCCUGCAAGUUCUUCUCCUUCGACACGUUUGGUGGCCAUCUUAAGACAGAGCGAGAUUUCCGCUCGGUGCAUGUGGAAGGGGUGGAGUUUAAGCACAUGGGGCAGCAGUCUAUGGGUCACUAUCCUGUCCACUUCCAUAUGAACGGGGAUGUGGAUGAGAAGGGAGGCUACAACCCGCCAACUUAUGUGAAAGACCUGUCCAUUCAUCACACCUUCUCCAGAUGCGUCACCGUUCACGGCACCAACGGGCUGCUGGUGAAGGAUGUUGUCGGCUAUAAUGCUUUAGGACACUGUUUCUUCACUGAGGAUGGACCGGAGGAGAGGAACACGUUUGACCAUUGUCUGGGUCUGCUGGUGAAGGCGAGCACACUGCUGCCCUCCGACCGAGACAGCAAGAUGUGCCGUUAUAUAACCAAUGGAGCUUAUCCCGGAUACGUGGCCAAACCGCGCCAGGACUGCAGCGCCACCUCCACCUUCUGGAUGGCUAACCCCAAUAACAAUCUCAUCAACUGCGCUGCGGCCGGAUCCGAGGAAACAGGAUUCUGGUUCAUUUUCCACCACGUCCCCACUGGUCCAUCAGAGGGCAUGUACUCCCCCGGCAAGUCUGAACAUACACCCAUGGGGCUGUUCAUUAAUAACAGAGCUCAUUCCAAUUACAGGGCGGGGAUGAUCCUCGAUAAUGGAGUAAAGACGACCGAGGCUAAUGCGAAGGACAAGAGACCCUACCUCUCCCUCGUAGGAGCGAGGUACGGCCCACACCAGGAUGCAGACCCCUUCAAACCACGAGUUCCUGCUCUAGUUCACCAUUUUGUGGCCUACAAGAACCAGGACCAUGGUGCAUGGCUGAGAGGAGGAGACGUUUGGCUGGACGAUUGCCAGUUCGCUGAUAAUGGAAUCGGCCUGACCCUCGCCAGUGGAGGAACCUUCCCGGAUGACGACGGCUCCCGUCAGGAGGUGAAGAACUCUCUGUUUGUGGGAGAGAGCGGGAACAGAGGGAUGCCCGACUUGAAUGAUCAAUCCUGGGGUCCGGGUGGCCCUGAUCAUCUCGGCAGGUCUCUGCCAAGAGGAGUGGACUUCCCCAUUCGUGGAAUGCAAAUCUACGAUGGGCCGAUCAACAUCCAAAACUGCACUUUCCGCAAAUUCAUCGCUCUCCAGGGGCGACACACCAGUGCUUUUGGUUUCCGCCUCAACAACUCGUGGCAGAGCUGCCCGAACAACAACGUCACUGACAUCACUUUCGAUGAUGUGCCGAUCACUUCACGCGUGUUCUUUGGUGAACCGGGACCCUGGUUCAACAAGAUGGAGAUGGACGGCGACAAGACAACUGUUUUCCACGACAUCGAUGGAUCUGUGAGCGAAUACCCAGGUGCUUUUCUGGUCAAAGAGGACAACUGGCUCCUGAGACACCCUGACUGCAUUGACAUCCCCGACUGGAGAGCUGCCAUCUGUAGCGGGCACUAUGCCCAGAUUUACGUCCAGACCCGAAACCCAGCCAACCUGAACAUGAAGAUGGUGAAGGAUGAGUAUCCAGACAAGCCUCUGGAGCUGGUUGGUGCUCUGGGAAAGAGGAACCACUACCAGCAGUUCCAGCCUGUGGUCAUGCUGAGUAAAGGAUACACCAUGCACUGGGACCAAGCGGCUCCUGCCGAGGUCACCAUCUGGCUCAUCAACUUCAACAGAAAUGACUGGAUAAACAUGGGCAUCUGCUACCCUAAAGGCACUGAAUUCACAAUAAUCUCCGACAUCCACAACCGUCUCACCAAAGAGACGAGGAAGACCGGGGUGUUCAUGAGGACCACUCAGAGAGAAAAGAUGGGCCACUCUCACCAUACGAGAGGAUAUUACUACUGGGAGGAGGACACUGGGCUGCUCUUCCUUAAAAUCAAAGCGCACAAUGAGAAGGAAGACUUUGCGUUCUGCUCGGUGAAGGGUUGUGAAAGAGUGAAGAUCAAAGCGGUGAUUCCCCCCGGCAGCGGCCCCAGUGACUGCAUGGCUGAAGCCUACCCCAGAUACAGCGAGAUGCCCGUCGUAGAUGUGCCUAUGCCCAAAAAACUGCCUCGCUCCAAACUGCCUCACACACCGGAGCACUUCCUUGAAGUCAGACUGGAGUCAUAUAACACGCGCUUCUUCCACAUCAAAGAGGACUUCGCCUAUACUGAGGUGAAUGGAAAGAAGAUCUACCAAUCAGAGGAUGGCAUUCAUCUGACUGUAAUCGACGGUCACAGUGGUAAAAUCCUGGAGUCUAAAGGCUUCAGGAACUCAAUCCUGAUGGGAAUUCCGGCUCAGCUAGAGAACUACAUCACAAACCUCAAAGACGAGUCAGUGGUUUUGAUCACCUCUAAAGGGAAGCUGGUCACCAGAGGACCAUGGACCAAAAUUCUCGAUACCCUUGGAGCAGAUCAGACGGUGAAGUUGAAAGAAAAAUUUGCCUUUGUGGGCUUCAAAGGCUCCUUCCGGCCAGACUGGGUGAGGAUGAGUGUUGAUGAAGAGCGGGCCAAACUCCACCAAGUGCUGCCCAUCCCUGUGAUUAAGAUGAUGAAGCUAUGAAGACGAGCGACACACACCGCAGGACUUCUCAGACUCGCUGUAGCAGCACUGCCGGACGAGCCCAGCUACAGGACUACUGAACAUAAAGCACCAAUCACAGCCCAGCAUGUGUUUAUGUUACCUAGCAACCCCUCCCAGCGGAUCCCAUUGUAUGUGACAACGUGGACGUUGUGAUUUUUGGAUCGUGUCGUCAGUUGAUUGUACUUGAGUUUCAACAGGAGAAAAACAAGAAACUAAAAACUAAAAACAACAAAAUUCCUUGUUUUUGUCCCUCUCGGUGAUGUUUGCCUUCAUGAUUCAACAUGUUUUAUUUUUUUCUAAAUAUGUAGAAAAAAAGGUUUCAGAUUGUAAAUGUUGUGAGGUUUCCUCAUUUAAAUUGUCACGCACAAGAGUUGGUUUCGUUUGUGUUGAAUGAGAGAGCCAGCAAAAAAUAAAAAAUAAACACAACCGGCCUUAAAGGAACCAGUCACCCAAAAAUGAACAUUUAACUCAUUUAUUUACACCAUGUCAUUAGAUGUAACAACAAACAAGAUUUUUUUUUUUUUUUACAUUUUCCAAGCAUAAAUUCUGAAAGUACCAUACAAGUUCAAGACACUUGAAAAAAUAUGGACAUAAUUCUUUACAUUUUUCGGUGAACCGUUCCUUUAAAUCGAAUAGUCAAGAAUGGAUUUGAAUCUGAGCAUUAGUAGAUGUCAGUCUAUCAUAAAAUGAUAAAAUCUGUGAUGAAUUGGCUUUUCGUCCAUUUGGCAAGAAGUACGACAUUGUCCCUUUGCCGAAAUAGCUGGUCUUUUUUCGGAGAUUGUAAUUUGUUAGUGUUUUUGUAUGUUUUGUGUGUUUCUAAAAAAAAAAAUCACAAAAAUCCUGAUUGAUAACAGAGAUAUAUUUUAUACUUAUUUAUUGUACAGGCACUAUUACACAAAUCAAGAAGGGAUGUCUUAAGGGACUUUUAAGUUGUAAUGUAUUCCUGUCCUAUCUGUAAAAACUAAAACUAAAAUUUUCAGUUUAGUGUAUAAUUCAAAUAUACAUGAUAUUAACUUUAAGUUGUAUAUGGAUGUGAUGUAAAUGUGAAUGAUUUCCAAGUAAUACAAAUGUAUUACUUUAGAUAAGAAAAAAAUAUAAAGACUUUUGUACAGAAAUAAAUCUUUUUUCCUCAUUUUUGGAGUGAUACUGUUUAUGUAUAUAUAUAUAUAUAUAUAUAUAUAUAUAUAUAUAUAUAUAUAUAUAUACAUAUAUAAAACACAUUUUUGGUGAAUGUUCCAUUUCUAUAGUUGUGUUCAAUUAUAGGGGCCUCAUUUAUAAAGCGUGUUUAUGAAUCGCCCAUGUGCAUAUUUGAGAGAUGAUCAGAAGUUUUUUUAUGUGCAACAUUUAUAAAUGAGGCCUGCCACUGAAUAAAAAAAAAAUUAAAA
This is a messenger RNA of Carassius gibelio (silver crucian carp), 5666 nucleotides long. RefSeq names its product cell migration-inducing and hyaluronan-binding protein. The transcript has 30 exons. The record is from RefSeq and is a predicted model, not a curated record. Bases 211 to 4260 code for a protein of 1349 amino acids. NCBI's taxonomy places the organism in Eukaryota, Metazoa, Chordata, Actinopteri, Cypriniformes, Cyprinidae.